Molecule: messenger RNA, 410 nt
Organism: Aspergillus saccharolyticus JOP 1030-1
Lineage: Eukaryota; Fungi; Ascomycota; Eurotiomycetes; Eurotiales; Aspergillaceae
Exons: 1
Coding region: 142-339 (65 amino acids)
Source: RefSeq, a predicted model, not a curated record
GCCUGCCACCGGAGACAACACCGAUAGACCCUAUGGAACUGACCAGCUCAUCCAGCAAGCGGAGGAAGGCGAGGACGAUUUCCCUCUCCAAUAUGCCCCCCCCCCCCUUCAUGUCUCAAGAACCGGACACAGUUUGCAUUGAUGGACACUGCUCUCAACGUAACAGGUGGUGUUUCGGAGGAGAUCAGGAAUCAGUUCGACGACUUGUUUGAGCAGACAGGCCUCAUCUCUGAAGAGAUCCUUGAACACCUGAAACAAUACGAGUACACCGCAGAAGAAUACGCAGAGCAUGAACAAGAGGAGCGAGAGUUGGAAGAGCACAAAAUGGUUAUCAUUUAAUCAUAUGCGUUUCCUGCGAGUGCAGUUGGCCCAGAGCGCAACAGGUCAAAUUUGAAAAUGGUUUUGCUGAG